UGAUAUUUUAAUCGAUCAGUUCAAGUAUUUAAGUUAUGCCAAAUGGUUAAUUCAUUCUAUUCAUUUUACAAUUUAGCUCAUCUGUAUUGUACAACUCGUAGACAGAAUCAAGAUGGCGUGUUCAAUACAACGGCCCGUAGUCGAGUUGUUUGUACCAGAAACUCAGAAGGCUGCUGCAAUCAAGGAGGCUUCUGAACUACCAUCUCUUGACAUCACCACACUAGACUUACAGUGGAUCCAGGUGUUAGCAGAGGGAUGGGCCUCUCCUCUCCGUGGCUUCAUGACGGAGAAUCAGUUCUUGACGUGUAUUCAUUUCAAUGUCUUGGGGAGAGACAUCAACCAGUCUAUUGCCAUCGUGUUGCCAGUCUGUACCAAAGACAAGGAGAGGCUUGAUGGAGCUCCAGCUUUCAGUCUGAAGUACAAAGACACCGUAGUGGCAAUCCUGAGGGGGCCUCAGUUCUACCAACAUCGCAAAGAAGAAAGAGUCACUCGCCAGUUUGGAUUGUACUGCCACACUGGCCAUCCAUAUAUCAAGAUCAUCGUCGAGAGUGGGGACUGGCUGGUAGGAGGAGAGUUGGAGGUUUUGGAACGUAUUCGCUGGAACGAUGGCUUAGACAAGUACAGACUCACACCCAACGAGUUGAGGGCGAAAUUCAAGGAGAUUGGAGCUGAUGCUGUAUUCGCCUUCCAGCUGCGCAACCCAAUACACAACGGACAUGCUCUUCUCAUGCAGGAUACUAGGAGGCAAUUGGUGGAGCGAGGUUACAAGAAUCCAGUUCUUCUUCUCCACCCCCUUGGAGGUUGGACAAAGGACGAUGAUGUUCCUCUGCACACCAGGAUAGAGCAACAUGCUGCAGUGUUCAGUGAGGGAAUAUUGGACUCCAAGUCUACUGUGUUGGCUAUCUUCCCAUCUCCCAUGCUGUAUGCUGGACCAACUGAGGUUCAAUGGCAUGCCAAGGCUAGGAUGAACGCUGGAGCCAACUUCUACAUCGUGGGUCGUGACCCAGCUGGUGUUCCUCACCCAGACCCGAGUUUGGACCGGGACCUCUAUGACGGCACCCAUGGGGCUCGGGUGCUCAAAAUGGCACCCUACCUGUCCCAACUAGAGAUCUUACCUCUCAGGGUGGCUGCUUACGACAAGACUAAGAAGAAGAUGGACUUCUACGAUCCUAAUAGGAAAGAUGACUUUGAGAAAAUAUCUGGCACUAAAAUGAGAGCCAUUGCAAGAUCCGGAGGAACUCCUCCUGAAGGAUUCAUGGCACCAUCAGCAUGGAGGGUCUUCUCUAACUAUUACAAAUCUCUGCAAAAAUAAAAUUUUUAAAUCAUU
Molecule: messenger RNA, 1327 nt
Organism: Macrosteles quadrilineatus (aster leafhopper)
Lineage: Eukaryota; Metazoa; Arthropoda; Insecta; Hemiptera; Cicadellidae
Product: bifunctional 3'-phosphoadenosine 5'-phosphosulfate synthase-like
Exons: 7
Coding region: 113-1312 (399 amino acids)
Biological process (GO): sulfate assimilation; 3'-phosphoadenosine 5'-phosphosulfate biosynthetic process
Molecular function (GO): adenylylsulfate kinase activity; sulfate adenylyltransferase (ATP) activity
Source: RefSeq, a predicted model, not a curated record